This is a messenger RNA of Fraxinus pennsylvanica, 1263 nucleotides long. Lineage: Eukaryota; Viridiplantae; Streptophyta; Magnoliopsida; Lamiales; Oleaceae. The record is from the annotation of a GenBank genome assembly.
AUGUACUUGUAUUAUCCAGAGCGGUGUCGCUUCCGCCCCCGGACAAUCAACUCCUCCGUCCGCCGCCACAACCGCCGUCGCCUUCUCAAAUACUCCCCAAAUCCAACUUCCACGCCCACCAUUUUCAAGCCAUCUGCUGACACCCUUCAAAUAACCAUCAGGCCCUCUAAUUCCCUCAAACAAUUAUUAGACCAGUCCGAAAUUAAACUGAAUCGAUUGACUGAGUGUGGCCGUGAGGCUUUUGAUGACUUGAAAACAUUAGUCAUUGUCGAUGGUAGUACUGGAGGGGUCGUAAUUUCGUGCAGGAGGUCCACAGUUGAGUUCUUGGCGGCGCUGUUUAUGUCCAGUUUGGUAAUUGUAUUCAUUUUCAAGGGUUUAUUUGGAAGAAGAAAAAGGGGCAGUGAAGCGUUGGUGUAUAAGAGAGAUCGGAGUCUGGGAGGGAGAGAAGUGCUAGUAGGGAAGAGGGAAGGGAACUGGGGUACUACCCCUAGAACGACGCCAUUGAGUUUGAAUGACUAUAAUGAUGAUAAAAAAACGAAAAAUACACGAGUGCAGAAUAGGAGGAAGGAAGAGUUGCCUCAAUGGUGGCCUCAGCUACUGAAUUCGGGUUCGAAUGUUAAUGAAAUGAUUAAUAAGGAGGAAUAUCAGAGAAUGGCUAAUAGAUUGGUUCGAGCAAUGAUGGACAACAAAAUGGCUGGGAAGGACAUUUCUGCGAAUGAUAUAAUUCAAUUACAUCACAUAUGCAAGACAUUUGGAGUGAGAGCCUCCAUUGAGACCGCUAAUGCACGAGAUUCACUUUAUCGGGCAGCCAUAAACUUGGUUCUCAGCUACUGUGAGAUCAUGGCAAAUAAAUCCACCUCUGUCCACAUAAAUGGUGAGGAUGCUCGAGAGUUCAUUGCUGGGCUUGCUGAUAACAUUGGGCUUGAGAAUGCUCGUGCUGCCAGAAUGGUGUCAGCAGCUGUUGCUGCAUGCACACGGUCACGGAUUCUACAGGCAUGGGCAUUAGAAGUUCAAGGUAAACAUUCUGAAGCACUCUUCGAACUGUCCAAAAUAUGUCUGAUUCACAGGGUAUUCCCUCCUUCGAAGAGCUCGCCUGAGAUGGAAAUGGUUGCUCGAGGCCUUGAAAAUCAUUUAAGUUUAGAACAAAGAGAAUUGAUAUUAGAGUCACUCAUUAACAUUUGUGGUGAGGAGACACAUAGAAGUUUGGUGGAAGCAUUGGGAUUGGUAGGUGUCAAAGAUAGCCAAGAUAACAUGUAUGCAUAA